AUGGCUGUUCCAAGUGAUGCAUCGUCAAUCACGGUGGCAGUUCGAGUGCGGCCCUUUACGAUUCGAGAAGCAGCUCAGCUCGCAAAGUGCGAAGAUGGUCCCCUUUUCCUUGGUGAUGGCUCUCUAGCUGGUGCAGCCACACCGAAACUCAACCAGAAAGGAAUCAGAUCGAUUAUUAAAGUCAUCGAUGAUAGGUGUCUAGUAUUCGAUCCUCCCGAAGACAGCCCAGUGCAAAAAUUUUCCAGGAGCGUUGUGCCGAAUGGAAAACGCGUGAAAGACCAGACCUUCUCUUUCGACCGUAUUUUCGACCAAAAUACAACGCAGGGGGAGGUAUACGAAGCUACCACCCGCGGCCUUCUCGACAGUGUUCUCGAGGGUUACAAUGCCACGGUGUUUGCUUAUGGUGCAACUGGGUGCGGAAAGACUCACACAAUUACCGGUACAGCGCAGCAUCCAGGAAUCAUAUUUCUCACCAUGCAGGAGCUAUUUGAGCGUAUCGAAGAGAGGAAGUGCGAAAAGACGACGGAACUCUCGCUGUCCUACCUGGAAAUAUAUAACGAAACGAUUCGCGACCUUCUCGUUCCAGGAGGUAGUAAAGGCGGGCUGAUGCUCCGUGAGGACACUAAUCAAUCGGUUUCAGUGGCCGGGUUGUCCAGUCACCAUCCCCAGACUGUACAAGAAGUUAUGGACAUGAUUAUGAGGGGCAACGAAUGCCGCACGAUGUCCCCAACAGAGGCAAACGCAACUUCCUCUCGAUCGCAUGCUGUUCUCCAGAUCAACGUGGCGCAGAAGGAUCGCAAUGCCGAUGUCAACGAACCGCAUACAAUGGCGACCUUGAGCAUUAUCGAUCUUGCAGGAAGUGAACGUGCCAGUGCUACAAAAAAUAGGGGAGAGAGGUUAUUCGAAGGUGCAAACAUCAACAAGUCCCUACUCGCGCUGGGAAGCUGUAUCAAUGCUCUGUGUGAUCCUAGAAAGCGCAAUCACGUUCCCUACCGCAAUUCAAAACUGACACGGCUCCUGAAGUUUUCCCUUGGUGGGAAUUGCAAGACAGUCAUGAUCGUCUGCGUGAGCCCGUCAAGCCAACAUUUCGAUGAAACCCAAAAUACACUGCGAUAUGCCAACAGAGCCAAGAACAUUCAAACCAAGGUCACAAAGAAUGUGUUCAAUAUCAAUCGUCAUGUUAAAGACUUCCUGGUGAAGAUCGACGAACAGAUGGCCUUGAUUAAUGAACUCAAAGCACAGCAGAAGCAGUCCGAAAAGCUCGCUUUCGCCAAAUUUCAAAAGCAAACGGAGAAAAAGGCGGCGGUCAUCCGGGAAAGUAUUUCCCGUAUUCGCAAUGCUUAUGAACACUCCUUGCCUGAACGGCAAGAAAGGACAAGGAAUAUGCUCAAACUGAGACAGAUCAGUCAUAGAAUCAGUAUGUUGUCUGCCUGGAUUGCUGCUUUCGACAAUGUAUGUGAAAACUGUGAAGACGAGGAACCGUUAUCAAAUCUUCAAGCUGUCCGCAAAGCCGCACAAGGGAUUCUCCUUGAGCUUGAAAGCAGCCGACAGCACUGUCACCAGCGGUUGUCAAGGAGCAACUGGGACCGAGGCAUAAAUUCCGCUGUUGAGCAUGCCGCUGAACAACUUCGGGAGUUCGAUAUCAGCAACAACACUGACUUCUCCAAUAUCACCCGGGAAGCAGAGCUCCUCAAGUCAAAUGCAGAGCGCGAGGCACUGUCGGCCGUCGCAGAUCAAGAGAAAUCCGGCGAUGUAGCAGCCAUACAGCAACUGCUUCAAGCUCAAUUCGAGGCAAUUGCUGCUGUCGAAAAUAUCAUGCAAUUGAACGAACAGGAUGCUGUCGAGGAAGGAAGAAAAAUUCUCGCGAAAAUGCUUAAUUCGGGCUCAAGCGUGACGUCAAACAUUGUCAAACCUGAUGGCAACCUGCCUCAGGUACAAGCGCUCAGCCCUCGCAAACCCGGGACUCCUAAGGCCACAAAGAGGUUGAGUCUUCUCGGUAUACCCACUGCGAAGAGCUUAAAUACCUCCAUCAAGUUGGCCCCAAAUGCACCCACUUCACCUGUCAAAGGAUCCCCUCGGCGCCGCAAGAUCAAUACCGUCAAGAAAGGCGUUAGCUUUUCUCCCAAAAAGCCGCAGGCAAAAGUUCCAAAGAGGAGCGUUCGGUGGAAAGAUGACGAACAGGAUGGAACCCUUACUGAAUUUCAGAAAACACCUCGGAAACCAGAGCCUAUCCCCGAGGCCAGUUUUGAGGAACAAACGGAGUCGAUCAACCCAAUUGAUACAAGAGAGAUAAGGCAGCCAACGCCGCCGAGAUUGCCGAGAAUGUCUCCUAUUCCACGCAGCAUUCCGGUUCCUACCAGAAGUGCGAGCCCUGCGGAUGGUUCGUCACCGAUCCCUGCACCCCCAGAACCGACAUUGAACGUUCAAAAGAAUAAUAAUAGAUUCAAGACCGGGUUCCUAUCGAAAAAAACCAGCAGCUCGCCUCUUGCGCCACCUCCCUCCACUACUCUCUCCCUGCCCGACAACGAAAAUACACCUCUGCGGAACAUCCAAAACAGCAGCUUUUUGAAUCGCUUAUCCAACGAACGCCCAUCCAGAAUCGCCAUCCGGACUUCUAGUGGGAGCUUCACCAGCAGCCCACUAUCAGACAGUAACUUGAAGGAUAUCAAUUGGAAAGCAAGCAAGGACGACGCCAUCAAAAUAUCGUCGGCAAUGCGACGCAUUUCGGGUUCCCAGCAAGGCCAUGGGGUCUCUGCUAACUCAAUGCGCAUUCAUCGACGACGAAGCCCAACAGCUACCAAUCUUGGAAGUUCUCCGACCGAAAAUACCAUGUUCACUGCAUCCCAGGCGCGGAGGAUGGUGAAGAGAGAGAAAGAAUAUGAUUUCAAACACAGUGUCCUAAGCCCUCGGACUAUCCCCGUUAUGAAAAACACAAGCCAUAGACGGGUCACACUUGGCGGUGAUUUCAGAUCCAGGGAUAUCAGCCUCACAGGCAGGGACGCUAUCAGGCUGAGUAUAGUCGCGGCCCCGAGGUCUGGAAGAUUCGCAUUUGCUUCUUGUCAGUUGCUCAAGAAUAAGCCAUCCUUGAAGCCAGAACGAGGCCUGUAG
This is a messenger RNA of Monascus purpureus, 3108 nucleotides long. The record is from the annotation of a GenBank genome assembly. Lineage: Eukaryota; Fungi; Ascomycota; Eurotiomycetes; Eurotiales; Aspergillaceae.